GCUUGAAGAAACCUCAUGGUCCAUGCUUGCAGUCUAGUAGUCAGUGGAGGAAUGAAGCGGGAGGAAGCAACAGCUGCAGAUGCACGAAACACUGCGAGAUCCCCAUUGAUGCUCUCGGAACCCUGUUCAAGGGUCUUCAAGACUUUGGGUUUCCUACGGUGUUCGCACACUUCACGCUGCAGGUGGAUACUGUAGGUAGAAGGCGUGGAAUUCGAACCUUCCGCCCGUGCGCUAUGUUCCACCAGCUAGCCAACCUGGAGGCGGCAAACGACACCUGCCCGGGGGCCACCGGCCCCGCCGGCACCACAGCCGCUUCCUGCAACGCCACCUUGGCCGGUGACGCGCUACAGUUGCCCACUUUCUCCACGGCGGCCAAGGUGCGAGUCAUCAUCACCUUCAGCCUGUGCGCCGUGUCGGCCUUGUGCAACCUGCUGGUGCUGUGGGCGGCCGGCAAGGGCGGCAGGCGCAAGUCCCACGUCAGAAUUAUCAUCAUGAACCUGACCGUGGCCGACCUGCUGGUCACCUUCAUUGUGAUGCCCGUGGACGCCGUGUGGAACAUCACGGUGCAGUGGCAGGCCGGGGACGCCGCCUGCAGGCUGCUCAUGUUCCUCAAGCUGGUGGCCAUGUACUCGUGCGCUUUUGUCACGGUGGUGAUCAGCCUGGACAGACAGUCGGCCAUCCUCAACCCCCUGGGCAUCAGAGAAGCCAGGAAGAGGAGCAAAAUUAUGCUGACCGUGGCCUGGAGCAUGAGUGUCAUUCUAUCUCUCCCUCAGAUGUUUAUAUUUCACAAUGUGACCAUCACUGUGCCGGAGAACUUCACGCAGUGCACCACCCACGGCAGUUUCGUCGAGCACUGGCAGGAGACGGUCUACAACAUGUUCACUUUUGCGUGUCUCUUUCUCCUUCCUCUGGCCAUCAUGAUCUUCUGCUACACCAGAAUCCUCAUUGAGAUCUCCAGCCGCAUGGCUCGCAAUAACUUGCAGUCCAGAGACGUUCAUCUCCGCCGCUCUCACAACAACAUCCCAAAAGCCCGAAUGAGGACUCUUAAGAUGAGCAUCGUCAUUGUGACAUCGUUCAUAAUCUGCUGGACCCCGUAUUACCUGCUGGGCCUGUGGUAUUGGUUGUUUCCGGAAAGAAUGGAAGAAACGGUCUCUCAUUCUCUCACCCACAUGCUGUUCAUCUUCGGCCUCUUCAAUGCCUGUCUAGACCCCAUCACGUACGGUCUGUUCACCAUCCACCUCCACGAGGGCCGAAAGAGUUCCAGUCGGGCCUCCAACACGCAGAUCACUUCGGAAAACAACAAUUGCUUGAUGCGCAUGACUCGCCACCACGUGGCCUCGGGGGGCCAGCACACGGAUGUGGAGGAAAGAAGCAAGAACAGCAGCUUAACUACUGGUUCAAGGCCAAUUGUGCCCGUUAGUGAGAUUUAAUGUGGACUAAUAAGUCUUGUAUUGUGAUCAAUGUUCAGAUCUCAUCCACACAAGUAAUCAUUGGUGAUAUUUAAUAUGAUUUGACAAAACGCUGCUGACUGAUGUGUGCCGUUUGCUCUUACAGUGCAUGCCCAAGGGAGGGGAUUUGUCAUAAUACAUUUCAUUUACCUUACAAACCCAGACUGAAGAAUAUACCCACAUAUCUAAAUAGAUCCAUCUUCUUACUACAACCCCAAUUCCAAUGAAGUUGAAAAGUUGUGUUAAAGAUAAAUAAAAACAGAAUAAAAUGAUUUGCAAA
Messenger RNA from Phyllopteryx taeniolatus (common seadragon), 1728 nucleotides. It is a transcript of the gene gnrhr4, whose product is annotated as gonadotropin releasing hormone receptor 4. The transcript is spliced from 4 exons. Lineage: Eukaryota; Metazoa; Chordata; Actinopteri; Syngnathiformes; Syngnathidae. Gene Ontology annotation, cellular component: membrane. Bases 234 to 1430 code for a protein of 398 amino acids. Gene Ontology annotation, biological process: G protein-coupled receptor signaling pathway. Gene Ontology annotation, molecular function: peptide binding; gonadotropin-releasing hormone receptor activity. The record is from RefSeq and is a predicted model, not a curated record.